AGCGCACCAAUGUCUGUGGUGGGGAAGCUUGUUACCAGUAAACUUUUGUGUUGUAGCCUGUGAUUCACGGGACACAGCGGUGAGAUGCUGAAAAAAAUAUUCUGCUGCCUUGUGCUUUUAUGUCUCUUAUCUUUCUCAGUAUAUUUCUGGUAUCAGUUGAGAUACUCAAAUGUUACUGAAUCGAGUAGGAAUGCUUUGCUGUCCAGUUUGAAGUAUUCCCAAAGUGAAGAUGGAUUAAUAAAAUCAGGAGUUGAUUAUAGAGGUAUCCGCUUGGAGUUAGACUUAGGGAAAGAAAAUCUAACGAAGGAAAAUGAAACUACAGAGACCAAAACCCAAGAAUUAAAGAAAUGCCCAGAUCCCUCUCAACUUCUAGUGGGGCCUCUCAGGGUUCAGUUCUCUACGCCUGUCAGCUUGGAUACAGUGAGGAAGGAGAACCCAGGCCUGCAGGAAGGAGGUCGCUAUAAACCACAUGACUGUGUCGCCCUCCAAAAGGUUGCUCUCAUCAUUCCCUUCCGCCUUCGUGACGAGCACCUCAAGUUCUGGCUCUACUACCUCCAUCCCAUCCUUCAGCGCCAACAGCUGGACUAUGGCGUCUAUGUUAUCAAUCAGGAUGGAGACAACACAUUCAACAGGGCCAAGCUGAUGAACAUUGGCUAUGCUGAGGCCCUGAAGGAGUAUGACUACGACUGCUUUGUGUUCAGUGACGUGGACAUCAUCCCCAUGGAUGACCGCAACACCUACAAAUGCUUCAGCCAGCCCAGACACCUGUCUGUCUCCAUGGACAAGUUUGGCUUCAAGUUGCCCUAUAAUCAGUACUUUGGCGGUGUCUCAUCGUUGAGUAAAGAGCAGAUCAUGAAAAUCAACGGCUUUCCCAACAACUACUGGGGCUGGGGUGGUGAAGAUGACGACAUUUUCAACAGGGUGAAUAACAGAAAAAUGUCUAUCUCUCGUCCGGACGGCGUAGUCGGAAAAUGCCGGAUGAUCCGUCACGAGAGAGACAAAAAUAACAACGACAAUCAUCAGAGGUUCAAGAGAAUAGCUCACACGUUAAAGACGAUGGAUACCGAUGGCCUCAACUCUCUCGAGUACGAAGUUGUUGCAGUUGAAAAGCAUGACCUGUUCACAAAGAUUACAGUAGACGUGGGGGUGCCACCCGAAGAUUAAGAAGAAAUGGACAAAGGAUGAAUGAGGAAGAGAUGGACAAGCAGGGCCCUGCGUGCCCGUUUGUAAAUCCGGCCCUGUGAAGAAGGCAGGAACCAUCUGGAAUGAGGUCAAAAAAACUGCCCAGAACAGUACGAGAGAUGCUUGGUAAGAGGGCAGCGCACAAUCUAUUUGUUGCAUUAACCAAUAACCUAUUGCAGAGGCUGCAGCGGUUGUGAUGCAAACAUGACUUAGCAUGAAUCUUUGAGGAGGUGUCAUGAUAUCCACCUACUAAUUGGCACUUUUGUCCCUCGAGCGGCCCAAUUGGCAGAGCAUUGUGUAGUGCUGCCUUCAACUGCUUUCUCCAUAACUCGGAGAAACAAGGUCACAACUCUGAAAUAACCCCCCUCCAAGUUCCAAUUACAAGUGGGAAAGUCUGAGAUGAUUCUGAUACCCAAGUUGCGACGAUUGAUCUCUGACCUUUCACCUUUUCAAGGAGCAAACUUUAGGUUUACAAAUACUGUAUUUUUGCCCUACACUAGUCUACAUCAAGCAAAGGCUAUGGGAUGUAAAGGUUUCAGAGAUGCUUGUUGAUAUUUUUGUUGAUCGAAUGUGUUGCCUUUCCUCCUUUAAGUUAUUUUCUGUGUGUAAAUCUUUUGUAGAUAUUGGGCUAUUAGAGUGUGGCUACUGUGUGAGCCAUGGGAAACUCCAACAAAAUGUUCAACUGUUCAAAAUAAAAUGACAGAGACCUCUUC
This is a messenger RNA of Oncorhynchus masou masou (cherry salmon), 1895 nucleotides long. Its product is annotated as beta-1,4-galactosyltransferase 1-like. The transcript is spliced from 7 exons. Gene Ontology annotation, biological process: carbohydrate metabolic process; protein N-linked glycosylation. The record is from RefSeq and is a predicted model, not a curated record. Gene Ontology annotation, molecular function: beta-N-acetylglucosaminylglycopeptide beta-1,4-galactosyltransferase activity; cytoskeletal protein binding. Gene Ontology annotation, cellular component: Golgi apparatus. The coding region runs from base 85 to 1164 and encodes 359 amino acids. Lineage: Eukaryota; Metazoa; Chordata; Actinopteri; Salmoniformes; Salmonidae.